Messenger RNA from Paramecium primaurelia, 1272 nucleotides. Lineage: Eukaryota; Ciliophora; Oligohymenophorea; Peniculida; Parameciidae. The record is from the annotation of a GenBank genome assembly.
AUGAAAAUACUUAUUUUAAUUCUUAUAUGGAUGAUUGAUUGUUAAGGAUCUGAUUAUUCAUUUAUAUAGAUUAUGGAUUACAAUCAAGAAUUUGAUCCAAUUAGAAUAAAGGUCUAUACAAAAAAAUUGGAUAAAGAUAAUCCAAAUCACAAAUUGUUUAAGAAAUUAAUAAAAUCAGCUAGUCACUUCACUGAAGAUACAUAUAAAGUGAAACGUUCUAAAAAUAAUAUAGUUUUAAAUGUCAAAUAAUGUCAUCAUAUUAAAGUACCAAAAUAACAUAGAAAAAAAGGAAUAAAAAAUGCUGAUUUUAUAUUAUAUGUUACAGAAACAGACAUUGCAGAAUCUUGGAUUGCAAAAUCAUCUCCAUGUUUAUAUGAUCAAAACUAUAGACCUGUAGCAGGAUAAAUAAUAUUAAAUAAUUAUCAUUUUCAAAAAAAUCUAAAUGAAUUAGAUAAAUAUGAAAGAUUGGGAACAAUAGUUCAUGAAUUUACUCAUACUCUUGGAUUUCAUAGAAGAAUAAUUGAUCAUUUCAAUAUGACAGAGAUGAUCUAAGAUAAAUUAUAUUUGAAAAGUCCAGGUAUUAUAGAAUAUGCAAAAUAAUAUUUCAAUUGUUCAUCUCUUCAAUAUUUGCCUUUAGAAGAUGAUGGAGGACCAACAGCACAAUUUUCCCAUUUUGAAAAAAUGACAUUUAAUUAAGAAAUAAUGACAGGAACUGCAAGUAGAGAUACUGUUUAUAGCAAAUUUACAAUGUUAGUUUUAUAAGAUACAGGAAUAUAUUAAGCAAAUUUGAAUAAAGCAGGUAGAUAUGAAUGGGGAAUGAAUUAAGGUUGUUUGGCAGCUUAAGGAGGUUGUGAUUCUCCUACUAUUUGUAAAUUGGCUAAAAAUGAAAGAUUUUGUUCUUACAAUUAUUAACAUAUACAAUUUUGCAAACCUUCAUAAAAAUUAGCUGAAUGUGGAUUGGUUACUGCUUUAAAAGAUUGUAAUAAGAAAAGAUGUUUUAAUUAUUAAGACUCUUCUACUUUGUUACAUAAAGCUAAAUGUUUUAAGAGUAAAUGUACAAGUUUGGGUAUUAGAGUAAAAUACAAGGGAUAAGUUUAAUAUUGUCAAUCAGAUUUUGCUACAAUUUCAUUUAAUGAUUAAAUAAUUUAAUGUCCUGUGUUUAAAGAUUUCUGUAAUGAUUAUUCUUUAUGUAAUAACAGAGGAAAAUUGAUUGAUGGUAAAUGCAAAUGUGAUUUAGGAUUUAAAGGGAAGAAAUGUAAAAAACUAUUGUGA